Ceratosolen solmsi marchali is the source of this 1729-nucleotide messenger RNA. RefSeq names its product tyrosine hydroxylase ple (gene ple). The transcript is spliced from 8 exons. Gene Ontology annotation, cellular component: perikaryon; cytoplasm; axon. Gene Ontology annotation, molecular function: tyrosine 3-monooxygenase activity; iron ion binding. Bases 16 to 1713 code for a protein of 565 amino acids. Lineage: Eukaryota; Metazoa; Arthropoda; Insecta; Hymenoptera; Agaonidae. The record is from RefSeq and is a predicted model, not a curated record. Gene Ontology annotation, biological process: dopamine biosynthetic process from tyrosine.
AUUGAGGAUACGAGGAUGGCGGUUGCUGCUGCUCAAAAGAAUCGCGAGAUGUUCGCUAUCAAGAAAUCAUACAGCAUUGAAAAUGGAUAUCCAGCAAGACGUCGUUCCCUUGUAGACGAUGCUCGCUUUGAAUCAUUAGUUGUCAAACAAACGAAGCAAAGUGUAUUGGAAGAGGCACGUCAGCGAGCCAACGAUUCAACUGAUCCUGAAAUCAAUGAUCAAAUCCAGAAUGAUCAGCCAUUUGAAACUUCAUCGGGAUCCUCGAGUGAUGACGAUCAGCAAGAAACUCUCGCUUGUGCAGCGAAAGAAGGCGAAGCCAAAGCUGAAGCAUCAUCGUCAGAUGGCGAGGAGAAAGAGUACGGUGAUUUUGGAUUAACGGAGGAAGAGAUUGUCCUGGCGCGCUCGAUUGCCGAGAAUCCUGACGAUCAAUCGAUACAGACGGCCGCAAUGGUUUUGCGCCUACGCGAAGGUAUGACAGCAUUGCCACGGAUUUUGAAGACCAUCGAGAACUUUAAAGGUCAAGUAGCUCAUAUUGAAACUCGUCCCUCCAAGAAGGAUGGACAAUUUGACGUGUUGGUGAAAGUGAACAUGAAUCGUCAGAAUCUGUCAUCGCUGAUUAGAAAUCUACGUCAAGGCUCGUCCCUUGGUGGCUUGACACUGCUCGCUGAGAAUAAUAUCGCAGUAACGGUUAAAGAUCCCUGGUUUCCACGUCACGCUUCCGAUCUUGACAAUUGCAAUCAUUUGAUGACGAAAUACGAGCCAGAUCUUGAUAUGAGCCACCCUGGCUUCGCCGAUAAGGAAUACAGAGCGCGCAGGAAAUUCAUCGCCGAGGUUGCAUUCGCCUACAGGUAUGGCGAUCCAAUUCCCAAUAUCCCAUACACCGAAACUGAGAAUGAGACUUGGAAACGUGUAUUCAACACUUUGGUCGAUCUUGUACCCAAGUAUGCCUGCAAAGAAUAUUAUACUAAUUUCGAAAAGCUACGUGAGGAGAAAAUUUUCAAGUCAGACUGCGUGCCACAGCUUGUAGAAGUGAGUAACUUCUUGAAGAAAAAUACGGGAUUCACGCUGCGUCCUGCUGCCGGACUUCUCACUGCUCGAGAUUUCUUAUCGAGCCUCGCUUUUAGAAUAUUCCAAAGCACUCAGUACAUCCGCCACAUUAAUAGUCCCUACCAUACGCCAGAACCCGACGCGAUCCACGAACUUCUUGGGCAUAUGCCGCUGCUGGCCGAUCCGAGUUUCGCUCAAUUUUCUCAAGAAAUUGGCUUAGCCUCUCUGGGCGCCAGUGACGAGGAGAUCGAAAAGCUUUCGACGAUAUACUGGUUCACCGUCGAGUUUGGCUUAUGUAAAGAAGGCAGUGACACCAAAGCCUAUGGGGCCGGCUUACUUUCGGCUUAUGGUGAGCUCCUGCACUCGUUGGGUGACACAUGCGAGCAUCGGCCAUUCGAGCCCUCAACGACCGCUGUGCAGCCAUAUCAGGACCAGGACUACCAGCCAAUUUAUUACGUGGCCAAUAGCUUCGAAGACGCGAAGGAGAAGUUCCGUCGUUGGGUAGCAACGAUGUCACGGCCAUUCGAGGUCCGGUUCAACCCGCACACGGAGACCGUCGAGGUCCUCGAUAGCGUCGAGAGGCUCGAGGGCGCCGUCUCGCAGCUUAAUAUCGAGCUCACUCAUAUCACCAACGCUCUUAAGAAAAUGAAGCACGCGUUUGCGUAAGAUUUUGCGCAAUCGG